Corythoichthys intestinalis (scribbled pipefish) is the source of this 2217-nucleotide messenger RNA. RefSeq names its product polymerase (DNA-directed), delta interacting protein 2 (gene poldip2). NCBI's taxonomy places the organism in Eukaryota, Metazoa, Chordata, Actinopteri, Syngnathiformes, Syngnathidae. The record is from RefSeq and is a predicted model, not a curated record. Gene Ontology annotation, biological process: error-free translesion synthesis. The transcript has 11 exons. Gene Ontology annotation, molecular function: DNA binding. Gene Ontology annotation, cellular component: mitochondrial nucleoid; nucleus. The coding region runs from base 56 to 1186 and encodes 376 amino acids.
CUCUGCGUGCGUAGAAGCGUGCUUUCUCUGCCUGGCCUGCCUACCACCGAAAAAGAUGGCGGCCUGUGCGUUACGUAGAGGUUUGCUGAGCACUUUCAGUAAAUAUAACAGUAAUAAACACGCACAUAGAAUUAUAAGUUUGGCUGACAGCAGAUUCGAAAUGUAUAGACCACAGUUGGAAUGCCGAGCGUGCGGAAUAUACGGAGGGGCUGAGCAGAGGAGGCUCAUGUCGUCACGGAACAGGCCUGAAGGGAAGAUUUUGGAGACAGUGGGAGUGUUUGAGGCUCUGAAGCAGCACGGCAAAUACGAGACGGGACAGCUUUUUCUCCACAGCGUCUUUGGCUAUCGAGGUAUUGUCUUGUUUCCAUGGCACGCCAGACUGUACGAUAGAGACAUCACACCACCUAUGUCUGACAGCAAACCUGAGCCUCCUGGUGCCCAUGGCUCAAAGGAAGUGAAGGGGAAGACUCACACUUACUACCAAGUUCUGAUUGAUACUAGAGACUGCCCUCACAUUUCUCAGAGAUCCCAGACGGAAGCGGUGACGUUUCUGGCCAAUCAUGACGACAGCCGAGCGCUGUACGCCAUCCCAGGUCUGGACUAUGUGAGCCACGAAGACAUCCUACCCUACAACUCUGCAGAGCAGAUCCCCAUCCAGCAUGAGCUGUUUGAACGCUUCCUCAUGUAUAACCCUGCCAAAUCUCCUACCUUCAUUGCCAGAGACACCCUAAAAGCAUGGCAGGAGAAGAAUCACCCUUGGUUGGAGCUCUCAGAUGUCCACAGGGAGACCACAGAGAAUAUUAGGGUCACAGUUAUCCCCUUCUAUAUGGGCAUGAGGGAAGGGCAGAACUCUCAUGUAUACUGGUGGCGAUACUGCAUCCGUUUGGAGAACAUGGGCAAUGAGGUGGUUCAGCUACGAGAGAGACACUGGAGGAUCUUCAGCCUGUCUGGAACCUUGGAGACUGUCCGAGGUCGCGGCGUGGUGGGCAGGGAGCCAGUGUUGUCUAAAGAGCAGCCAGCGUUUCAGUACAGCAGCCAUGUCUCUCUACAAGCCCCCAGUGGUCACAUGUGGGGAACAUUUCGUAUCGAGAGGACUGAUGGCUCCCAUUUCGAUGUUCGCAUUCCUCCAUUCUCCCUGGAGAGCAACAAAGAUGACAAAGCCCCUCCUGCAGGCUACACUUUUUAACUGCGAGUUGCCGCCCCACCGUAUCAUUACCUCUGCCUUCAGUAUCAGAAAAAUGAAUCGGGUUAAGGAAAGGAACUACAUAACAUUUUCUACAUCUUCCAAAUGCGCACCAACAUAUCUUCCUUGUUGAGUGCAUAGAUCUGGCUAAGUUGGAUGGAAAAAAACAGGGAUGCAUGGAUGAUGCAGAGCAAGUAUUGUUUGGCAUUAAAAAAACUGAAAUAUUGACCAUUGAAGCACAUCAGAUGUCUUCCCAAAGACAGCACCUAUAUUGACUUGGAUCUGGUGUUAUUGAAAAACUACUGUUCCAGUGUUUUGAUUUCUGUUUUCCCUGUUAAAAUUUCUUAACACGACUUUUCUAUUCAGCUAUUGCAAUUUUGAAAUAGAGAUGUUUGAACAAUUUGCAGGAUGUUUCACACUUAACAUUAUUUAACAGAAAAAAAACAUUACCAAAAGAAUUUUUUUUUUCUUUUCCCAGAUUGAUCUUAAUAUAUGGUCUUGCAAAUGUGUGAAACACAAUCUUCAAACUCUUCGGGGGGGCAGUGAAAUAAGCUAUGCACUCUGAAUGUGGCAGCGGUGGUCAACUUCUACAUUGAGUACAAAGCAGGGACCUAAAUAUGUGCACGGAUUUGAGAUGAGUCACACUCCGAUACAAUUUUUGUUUGAACGGAGUGCAAAUUCACCCUCUGUGAAUUACUGAAGUCUAAAAAGAGUGGAAAUUUUUACCUGUUGUGAAAAGAAGCAGUGUUGACGCUUUGGUUCUGUCUUUAACACCUGAAGUGCGCCAUAGAUGAAGUGAGCAAGGGGCAAUAAUGCUUCUCGCAGCAUGUGAGUGUAAAAUGGCGGUUUUCAUACUUGCAAAAAUACAGUGAUGUCUGCUGCUUGUAGACACAGAAGACCCCUAUAUGACUUUGACAGAGACUGAGUCGAAAUUCCCUAAGCAAUUGCGUUUUUUGAUAAGUGAUUUGAAACUUCUCUGGUUGGAAUACUGUAAAUAGGAAUGUAAUUAAAGGCAAAUAUGUUUUGAAAAUAUU